Molecule: messenger RNA, 2583 nt
Organism: Ostertagia ostertagi
Lineage: Eukaryota; Metazoa; Nematoda; Chromadorea; Rhabditida; Trichostrongylidae
Source: the annotation of a GenBank genome assembly
AUGUUGAUUUGCGGGCACCAUGAAAGGAAGGAUGUGUGUCUUUCGCUUCUCAUUUCUGAGGAGGAAUGCCGGUUGGGAGCUGCCCUGAUGAGAAGCAAGAGUGCAGAUCAGUUGAAAAGUGAUGCAGAAGGAGAUGAGGAGGCUACCGCUCGGAUGCAAAUCUGCGCCAUUGCUGUCGCGCUGCUGGAAAGCGGGGUAGACAAUGAGUUCCUGCUCUCAAUUAACCUUUUGGAAAAGAUCCUCGACACAUCUGGACCUCAUAAGACGCGAUGCUUGCAAAAGCUAGAAAAAACAAUCGGUCAGCUGGAUUGGAAAGGAUUCAACAACAUUGUCGGUCUACUUUCGAGAGGGACAAUCGUCAGUUCGGCUUACGAGCCGUCCAUUCAGGCGUUGAUACGAAUUAUUGAUGUACUUGAUGAGCCUGUCGUGGGAGGUCGCGACUCUCUGGGCCUUGUUAUCUGUCAUGUUCUUCCUUACCUUCUGUUCAACUUCGACGCACCGAAUCACUUGUGUAUGUCUGUAUGCGCUGUUCUUAGACAGAUGCUCGAGAAAGGAACUGCGUCGAUGCAUGUAUACGUGCUGCACAUGCUGUACCUGCUGUUGUUGAGAAGAGACGCUGUUACGUCGCCGUUGGUGAUAAAUGCACAGAAUGGUGACGGCACGUCCGGAUUCGAAUUUGAGCUUUCGCUGGUCUCAGCAGGAUCUGGCUCUGGGUUGAGUCCCCCAUCACCGAGGAAAAGCGUGCCAAGUGCCGAGUCCAGCAGUACCAAUACCAUUGGCAAUGUGAGAAAGCAGAUGCCUCCUCAUUUACGUGUCCGUGAUCGCCUUGUCGGACUUCUGUCAGCGUCAGGCCUUCGUGUCGGUUUGCCGUCUGCUGUUUCAGUUGUCUUUUCUCAAAGUGAACUGGGCAGCACUGCUACUUCGACGGAAAGAAUCUGCACGUCGUCACAGGAGGUUGCGUCAACGACAUCACUUCCCGAUCCUUCCGCCAGUAUCACUGACUCGUUCCCACGAGUAUUCAAGGAGUUCGAUUUCUUGGAAGCUGAACAUGACAGCGUUUCGGAAACGGCAGACAGUUGCUUUGGAUGGUUGUCGACGAUGCGCCCAAGAUCGAUUGGAGGAGACGAUCCUGCUCACGACGAUGACGCCGAUGUGGACGAGGACGAGGACUCCGAAAGUGCGCAGGCGAAUUCCGAGGGUGGUGGAGCAUCUACCUCUCGGCUUUCACGAACAUCAGCCUCUUCUGACCGUACACCAUGUCCAUCAGAAGUGGAUGAAGAGGAAAAUGAAGCUGAGGAGGGCUUUGGUCAUGACUCUCCGCCAACAGGAGCGAUGCCGAUGCAAGAUCGCAUCAGCCCGUCGUCUGCCGUGUCAAGGGAUGCGCUUGAAAAGAGGCCAAGCGAUCGGUUGAAUGGAGUCGAUGAGGAGUCCAUCGAUGGAUCAUCGUUCUGCUGUCGUUCGCGAACAUCGAUCGGGGAAUUCUAUUCCCCGAAAACAACGCCAACCUCUCCUGUAUACAUUCAAUGUCCGCAUCAUCUUGAUGGAAAGGUUGACGCCACGUGGAUUUCAAUCGUAGCUGAACUUCAAGAUGAUUCUGAAGGAGAACUCACCGCUUACGCCACUUUGCUUUUUACCCAACUCUUCAGGUCAUGCUGCGGACGAGUAGCGUCGUUACUGCGAGACGCCAUGCACAUCUUCUCGUCUCGUCCCCUGGCAAGAACCUUCGCGCAUGCGCAGGACGUGCUCACCGGGGUGGCCGACUGUCCGUUCCUCUUCGUCACUGCUCAAUACCUGCGGUGUUCUGGGAUUCUUCCUCGGCUAAAGCUGUCGUUGUUCGAACUUCGCGAACACUGGGAGACGUUCAAUGAAAGAAAGGAGCAAAAUAUUCGGCUGCUGAAUUCGGUGAAGUCGGCGUACAAACUGAACGCUCUUGUUGGUUCAGCCUCCACGUUCACGACGAACAGUGUACGUGCUUUACGCAUUGAUUUAGGAGAUGGAACUGGGCAAACUGCUAAGCAAGUUGUUCUUUCAACUGAUGCUGAUGAGCGACUCGUUGAACGAUAUGGUGCGUCUGGUGAACGAAUCGCAUGGUGCUCAGGCGCACACAUUGUCUCCGGCAAUCCUGGAUCACCAACGAGAACUGCUGCUGUGCAUGGCCGACCUCCCGCCACACGAUCUACAGCCGUCACUUCGACCGGAACAUUCCGGAGACUCACUGGUGCUACUCAUGACGAACAAGCGUUACGGACAGGCGCUACUUGCCCUGCGACAGCUGAGACAGUCAUCACCACCGAACUGUUUACAUUUAGGACGGCGUUCGGAGCAGAAUUCGGCUGUUGUGAGGCGUCUGACAUCGAUGUUCUACUGCUGAUGUUCUGCAGAAGUCACUCGUUAAAGGCGUGGGCCCUGGUUGGCGCGGUUCCAGAUGCGCUUCGUCGACAGAGUCAAAGUCUUCGUGACGCCAACGCCGACGUCGCGUCGGCUGUACGUCGACUGGCAUCGGAUUCUGUGGUGUCACAUCGUGCAUCGACAGCAUCCUCGCUUACCGAAUCCUUCCAAAAGAUUUCCUAUUUGCCCGAUUAA